Centruroides sculpturatus (bark scorpion) is the source of this 1224-nucleotide messenger RNA. RefSeq lists its product as uncharacterized. NCBI's taxonomy places the organism in Eukaryota, Metazoa, Arthropoda, Arachnida, Scorpiones, Buthidae. The transcript has 5 exons. Gene Ontology annotation, molecular function: sequence-specific DNA binding; zinc ion binding; DNA-binding transcription factor activity. The record is from RefSeq and is a predicted model, not a curated record. Gene Ontology annotation, biological process: regulation of DNA-templated transcription. The coding region runs from base 163 to 912 and encodes 249 amino acids.
AGAAUAAUUUGUAAUAUAUUAUCAAAUAUUUUACCGACGAUAUGGUUGAAUUUUUGAAACAUGCAAGUAAGUUUAUGCAAAUGAACCGUUGUCUUACUGCGAUUAAAAGAAACUCGACUGCUUUGAAUUUUUUUAAAGUAGUAAUUGAUAACUUUCCUGAUAAUGGCCACUUUGGAGCAGAUUCGAGAAUUCAGAUCCGAUAGAGGUGGAAACACCGUGUCAGUUUGCGUGAAUUGUCGCUACCCCUCUUGGUCGGAUUAUUAUGGUGCACCCGCUUGUAGACGUUGUACAAGAUUGUUCGUGAAAGCAAUUCGAGAAAGAAGGUGUUACAUGUGUCGUACAUAUGAGGCAUCGUGUCUUUCUACAAAUGAUCAUAGAAAAAGAUGCAGAUUUUGCGAUCUAGAAAGGUUAUACAAACUUGGAUUGAAACCGAUAAGAUUUGGAGUACACGACGAAAGAUGGUACAUGCUGGAUAUGAUUCCUUAUUUAAGAAAAGGAGUAGCUACUGAUUAUGAUCCAAGAAAACUUCUUUUACACUAUGAAAUGGGUAUUAUAAAUCAAUUCAAGUACAAAUGUUUUCAAUCAUACGUAAGAUGGAUUCGGAGAUACCUAUCUGAAAACACUUUUAUUAAUGGAGAGGGAGAGUUUCUAUUACGUUAUGAUUGCAUAUUGAGAGGACUGACUAUGGCAGCAAUGCUCGAAUGCAUAAACAUUCACGACGUGUUGAAAAUCGAAUAUAUGUACUUUGAUCCGUAUCAAUGCCGAAUUUUAGAUAACCAAGCCUGGACAAUUGAUAUUAUACAUACGGUACGCCAAUUUCUAUUGAUAUGGAAAGAAAAUGGCCCUAACGAAUUGGAUGUGUGGAUGUACACAGUUUUGGGUUUAGAAGGCGCACUGGAUUUAAAUUUAUAAAAAUUUACCAUUAUUUUCUUUUUGCACAAUUUGUUUUAUAUAACGGAAAUUCUAUCUUUGCAUUUAUAUUCAGCUCGCUGACAUUCUAAUGAAUGAUUGAUUUUUUUACAAACGACACUUAAAAUAUCUUUUUCAUUUUAAUUGUAUUUAAACAAAGAUAAAAUGAGAAAAGGUAUGUGCUUGAAGAUUAAGAAAAGAUUAAUUUAAACGUGAGAAAAUGUUAAUGUGCACUUUUUUGUGCUUUUCGUUACGAUAUUUUAAAAUAUGCUUUUUGUAUCUAUUUUAUAUUAAUUUUAAUAAAUGCUUUUUGAA